CCAUCUAAGUGACCAUAUUGUUUGAAAUAUCAGCGAUGUUUAUGUCACGGCUGCAAAACCGCGACGCAAUCGUGGGGGUUUCAGCGCCCUUCCUUUUCUGUUCCGCUCUCUUGCUCUCUUGAUUACAGAAUCGAUAUCUUUUAGACCAUAUACCUUGCUCUUUGGGGGAGACCACUGUUCGAUCGUCACCAUCUUCAUCUUCACAUAAAAAUGACUGAGAGGCUCGCUCUUCCCCUCUUAUUACCCGGUCCCCCUCCAUCAAAACCAGUCUUCAGCGAGUCCACCAACCAAUCGAGCUCUUCUUCGUUGUCCCCUGUGUUGAAGCAUCUCCUUCUCGAGACUAACCAACCUCUUCCCACAACCAGAAGGUCCCGGCUCGGGAAGUGCGAUGACUCUAAUCGAGGGAAGCCGUGGAGCGACGAUGGUGUUUCCCCAAAUGGUAAGAAAAUGCUCAGAACCCUUCUUGAGUGUGAAGACGUAGAUUUCGACGGAUUUCUCGAUGUGGGUAUGGGCGAAUUCGUCGAGGGAGACCUUGUGGGAAUGAUAAAGUCGUUGGGGUUUCACAAAAAAUGGGAAACCGCUCUCAAAUUGUACGAAUGGGCGAGGAAACUUGAGAAUUUUAGUGUUAACGGUCGUUCGCUUGCGGUGCUGAUUCGCAUUCUUGGUAGCCAUGGUCGCAUUGCUGAUGCGUUUUCGUUGGUUGAUAGCUUGGAGAGAGAUGGAUUUGUCCUGGAUGUCUAUGCCUUCACUUCUUUGAUUACUGCUUGCUCUAGGAACGGUAGGUAUAGGGAUGCAGUCUCUUUGUUUGAGAAGAUGAAUGACAUUGGAUGUAGGCCUACGCUAAUAACGUAUAAUGUGAUGCUUAAUGUGUAUGGCAAGAUGGGGAUGCCGUGGAAUAGGACGCUUUCCUUGUUCAAUUCAAUGAAGAAUGAUGGGAUUUCCCCUGAUCCUUAUUCAUAUAAUACUCUAAUUAGCGCCUGCCGUCGUGGUUCUCUGCACGAAGAGGCUGCCGGAUUCUUCAAGGAGAUGAAAUCAAUGGGUUUUUCGCCAGAUAAAGUAACAUAUAAUGCGCUGUUGGACGUUUACGGGAAGUGCAGGAAGCAUAAGGAAGCUUUGGAUGUGUUGAAGGAGAUGGAAGAUAAUGGGUUUCCGCCAACAAUUGUGACGUACAAUUCUCUUAUCUCUGCUCAUGCUAGAGAUGGUCUUCUUGAUGAGGCUAUGGAGCUCAAGAGCCAAAUGGAAACUAAGGGAAUCAACCCAGAUGUUUUUACUUACACAACUCUCUUGUCGGGUUUCGAAAAGAGUGGCAAAGAUGAAUCUGCAACGAGAAUUUUCGAGGAGAUGAAGAAUGUGGGAUGCAAGCCAAAUCUUUGUACUUUCAAUGCUCUCCUCAAGAUGCACGGGAACAGAGGAAAGUUUGGUGAGAUGAUGAAGGUUUUUGAAGAGCUGAGGUCUUAUGGAUAUACGCCAGAUGUAGUAACAUGGAAUACAUUGUUGGCUGUGUUUGGACAGAAUGGGAUGCACUUGGAAGUGUCAGGAGUGUUCAAGGAGAUGAAGAAAGCUGGAUUUAUCCCAGAGAGGGAGACCUUUAAUACUUUGAUUAGUGCAUAUAGUAGAUGUGGGCUGUUUGAUCAGGCUAUGGUGAUAUAUAGAAGAAUGCUAACUGCUGGUAUAGGUCCUGACCUUUCCACUUACAAUGCAGUAUUGGCAGCAUUGGGUCGUGGAGGGCUUUGGAAACAGGCUGAGACGAUCCUAGCUGAGAUGCAGGAUGGAAGAUGUAAACCUAAUGAACUUACGUACUGCUCAUUGCUCCAUGCUUAUGCAAACGCCAAGCAGUUAGAUCGGAUGUGUGCCCUUGCCGAUGAAAUAUAUUCUGGGGUCGUUCCACCACAUUGUGUGCUUCUAAAAACCCUUGUUCUGGUCAACAGCAAGAGUGACCUCCUUGUUGAAGCAGAGCGGGCUUUCUUGGAGUUACGGAGACGAGGCUGCUUGCCAGAUUUAGUUACUCUAAAUGCAAUGAUCUCAAUUUAUGGUAGAAGGCGCAUGUUGGCAAAAGCAAAUGAAAUCUUGAAUUUCAUAAAGGAAAGUGGAUUCACUCCAAGCUUGACAACGUACAAUACCUUAAUGUACAUGUACAGUAGGAUUGGAAAUUACACAAGAUCAGAGGAAAUUCUCAGAGAAAUUCAAGCAAAAGGCCGAAAGCCAGAUCUUAUAUCUUAUAAUACUGUUAUAUAUGCUUACAGUCGGGAGGGGCAUUUGAGAGAUGCUUCCCGCAUCCUCUCAGAAAUGAAUGCUGUGGGGAUUAGCCCUGAUGUAGUUACUUAUAAUACAUUCAUUUCCAGUUAUGUAUCUCAAUCGAUGUUUGUGGAAGCAAUAGAAGUUGUUCGGUACAUGGCAAAGUGUGGGUGUAAGCCAAAUCAGGCAACGUACAAUUCAAUUGUCGAUGGUUAUUGCAAACAGGGAAGAAAAGAAGAGGCAGAAGCAUUUGUAUCGAACCUUCGGAAACUUGAUCCACAUAUCUCAAAGGAUGAAGAAUCCCGACUCUCUGGAAGGAUAAGAAGUCGUUAAGCACAAACUAUCAUCUGCAAACUUAUGGAAGUUCAUAUUAUGUGCCUGGCAGGAUCAACAUGGUUGGAUUUCGCGAGGCAGUGCAUAAAUAACAAGUGGAUGGUUAUAGGAUUUGUUCUGGUUCUAUGAUUAUUUACUGGAUUGACAUCUCAAGUGUACAGCCUGUAUAGAUAUUCAUAGGUUGAAUUAACAUUUCAGCAGAAAUGUGCAUGUCUGACAUGAGACAUGGUUUUUGAAAGGGACAAAAGCGAGAAAAAGAGUCUGAUCCCUGCUUUCCUGUUAAGAUGUUUGAUUUUUGUAAAUAAGCAAGAAGCUAAUACAAAUUUGUUGUAAAAUCUGAUUUCUGACCAUCUCUUAAAUUAGUUUAUCUUUUUUCUGUUGAUCUCUCUUUGCUAUUGCCUUGUUCUGGAUAAUGUUAAAUGUAUCGCUUGUUAUGAAUUUGUUUCUUUUUUGUUGCUAGGGCUAAAGGGUUGUGGUCGAGAUGUGUAAUAUUGAUUUUACCUGUGUUAUAAUCUUAUUUUCAAUUUACCUGUUGAAAACAAUUUCUAUUUAUGUUUCUGUUGUGCUAGACAUGGUGCAUCGGACUUUGAUAUUUACAUUCAUUUUAAUUAAAUUGGCACAUGGAACAUUGAAAACCUUCUAGUGUGUAUUUGUCUUUACGGGUCUUAUCUUGCUCUUUUGGUUAAUUUUGAUAAUCAGUGAGGUCUGGGGCUCUCCUGCAAGAGGACUUGUAUUUGGAUCCUUCUGAGGUUUAACUGCCAACAUUGCCUCUCAAAUAUCAAAAUUUUCUUUCCAUGUUUAUCAUCCUUGGAGCUCAAGUUAUAGAAUGCUGUUCGUUCUGGCAUAUUAAUUGCUUUCUAAAGUUUCAAUCCAAAUAAUUGUGCAUCUGAAAUCCAAAUAACUUUUGUUUUUUGCAGAAAAUUUUGUGAUAUAUAGUUAGUGAACCUAAUACUGUUUCUAAAUGUCAUGAUCUGGAGUACUUUUCUUGGUGCAUUCAUUUGUGGCACUUGGAUGGUUGGUGAUGUCAACAUUAUAGAGGUGUUUUUCCCUUGCAUAUCCAUUAGGAUAAAUUGUCAUAUUAUGUAGUGUUCAUUACACAUAAUGAGGGGAUGCAUCUCAUUGGUGGAUAUAUUUUGUUGGUUCCCAGCUUUUUAUCUUAUAGGUUUCAUACUGUGAUUGAAAAAUGAACAGGGAAUGUCGGCAAAUAUGUAUAUGAAUAAUCAUUAAUAAUGUCCACAGAUUUGGCUGACUUAUGUUUGUAUCCUUGUUGGUGAUAUUUAUUCAUCUUUUCCUUUCUGCAAA
This is a messenger RNA of Nymphaea colorata (pocket water lily), 3870 nucleotides long. RefSeq names its product pentatricopeptide repeat-containing protein At5g02860. Bases 211 to 2568 code for a protein of 785 amino acids. The record is from RefSeq and is a predicted model, not a curated record. Gene Ontology annotation, molecular function: protein binding. Lineage: Eukaryota; Viridiplantae; Streptophyta; Magnoliopsida; Nymphaeales; Nymphaeaceae. The transcript has a single exon.